This is a messenger RNA of Mus caroli (Ryukyu mouse), 2112 nucleotides long. The record is from RefSeq and is a predicted model, not a curated record. Lineage: Eukaryota; Metazoa; Chordata; Mammalia; Rodentia; Muridae.
UUCAAGGAAUGGAGAGGCUUGUAAGUUCAAGGAUUGCCUGGGCAAUGUUGGUUGGAUGAAGGUCUUUGCCUGGGCAUGGUGAUUAUGGGCGUUCACUUUCCAGCUUUCUAGGGGAAGUAUUAGCUGGGUCACUCUCACUUGGAUGUUACUGGAUCGCUCAGUAUGUUUAGAUAAGAGGAGUCCUUUCUGUACUUUAUGGCUGUCUGUUACGGAGUUCAGGACCACUGAGAAAGAUCACCAAAUAAAACUAGGAAUUAAAAGGAAAUGCUGUCCUUCCGGGAUGUGGCCAUUGAUUUUUCUCCAGAAGAGAGGGACUGCCUGGGUCCUGCUCAGUGGGAUCUGUACAGAGACGUGAUGCUGGAGAAUUUCAGCCACCUUGUGUUCCUGGGUCUUGCUGUUGCUAAGCCAUACUUGGUAACGUUUCUGGAGCAAAACCAAGGGUCUUCACGUGUGAAAAGUCACGCAGCAGCCGCCAUCCCAGGAACAACAGGCAAUGAAUUUAACAAUCACAAUGAGGCCAUUGAUCACAACUCUCUAAGUAUGCAAUGCCAGAGAAUUCAUACAGGAGAGGAACCCUACUACUUUGAAGACUGUGGUAAGGCCCUUAGUUCUCAGGCAACACUUUCUGUACUCCAGAGACGUUAUAGUGGAGACAAACCCUACAAAUGUAAAGAAUGUCAUAAAACACUUAGUAGUCGCUCAUCACUUUUAAUACACCAGAAAUAUCAUACUGAUGAAAAAACCUACAAGUGUGAAAAAUGUGGCAAACAGUUUUUGCGUUCCUCACAUCUUCAGCAUCAUCAAAAAAUUCAUACUGGAGAGAAACCAUACAAAUGUGAAGAGUGCGACAAAGCCUUUCUUCAUCACUCAUAUCUUAGGAAGCACCAGGCAGUUCAUACUGGAGAGAAACCCUACAAGUGUGAAGAGUGUGGAAAUUCAUUUUACUAUCCUGCAAUGCUGAAGCANCAUCAAAGAAUUCAUUCUGGAGAGAAACUUGACAAGUGUGAAGAAUGUGGGAAAGUAUUUUCCUCUGCUUUCUUUCUUAACCAGCAUAAGGGAAUUGAUUCNAUAGAGAAAAGGUACAAGUGUGAAGAGUGUGGCAAAUCCUUUUGCUAUCGUUCAUACCUNAGGGAACAUUACAGAAGGCAUUCUGGAGAAUAUCCCUACAAGUGCGAAGAAUGUGGAAAAGGGUUUUCCCGUUCCUCAAAGCUUCAGGAACAUCAAACAAUUCAUACUGGAGUUAAACCUUACAAGUGUGAAGAGUGUGGGAAAUGUUUUUCCUCUUUUACGUCCCUUAAAAGACAUCAAAUCAUCCAUUCUGAAGAUACUCCCCAUGAGUGUGUAGAAUGUGGCAAAAGGUUUUCUAGUUCUUCCCGCCUUCAGGAACAUCAGAAAAUUCACACGGAAGAGAAGCCAUACAAAUGUGAGGAAUGUGACAAAGCCUUUCUUUAUCACUCGUUUCUUAGGAGACACAGAGCAGUUCACACUAGAGAGAAACCCUACACGUGUGAAGAGUGUGGGAAAUGUUAUACCUCUUUCACAUCCCUCAAAAGACAUCAAACAAUCCAUUCUGUAGACAUUCCCCAUGAGUGGGUAUAAUGUGGCAAAAGAUUAUCUUGUUCUGCAUGCCUUCUGGAACAUCAAAAAAUCAUAGAGGAAAGAAACCAUGUGAAGACUGUCAUAAAGCCUUUAUUACACAUUUCUUAGGAGACACAAGGCUGUUCAUACUGAAGAGAAAACCUACACAUGUGAAGAGUAUGGCAGAUGGUUUUCGUUUUCUUCAGCCCUUAGACGACAUCAAACAAUUCAUUGUGAAGGCAGUCCCUACAAGUGUGGGGAAUGUCGCAAAGCCUUUUCUACACUGUCUACUCUUACAGAACACAAGUUUGUUCAUUCUCUAGAGAAACUGUUGAAGUAGGAACAAGGUGGGAAAGCCUUGUCUUCUAAUUCUUUCCUGUUUUGAUACAAGUUGAGUCAUACUGGAGUGAAAUCUUACCAGUGUGAAAAAUGUAGGAAAAUGUUUGACUCUACUUCACAACUGAAGAAACAAACAAAAAAAACCUCAGUGGUAAGAGAAAGCAUGGAGUCAGGCAUGGUGGCGCACACCUUUAA